Molecule: messenger RNA, 6695 nt
Organism: Copidosoma floridanum
Lineage: Eukaryota; Metazoa; Arthropoda; Insecta; Hymenoptera; Encyrtidae
Gene: ana3
Product: rotatin homolog anastral spindle 3
Biological process (GO): ciliary basal body organization; centriole-centriole cohesion; centriole replication
Cellular component (GO): centrosome; ciliary basal body; centriole
Molecular function (GO): protein binding
Source: RefSeq, a predicted model, not a curated record
AUGUCUGUUUUGGGCACAAUAACAAAUGUGCACAUAAGAAAACUCGAUCAUCAAAUUCACGAGAUUCGACUCAGAGCUCUAGAUAAUGUAGUUUCGAAGUUAGAUCUUGGCUUUGAAUGCGACUGCAGUGCUGUCAAAAAAGAACUGCUUGUCAAACUUUUUAAAUGGUUUUCAACUGAACCCCUUUCUGAGGAGGCAAAAGUACUGGACUUGAUGAUAAGGCUUAUUAAGUCAGAUAAUGGCAAUUAUUUGAACUCUUUUGGAAGAGGCAAAUUUCUAAAUGAGCUGAAGAGCUUACGACUGAAAUUACAUUCAAAAUGGCAUGAUAAAUUAAAAAUUAUGGAAGAAAUAGCAUCCGAUCUGAAUAAACGUUUAGAAAAUUAUGAGGAAGUACCAGCUCUUAACAAUAAAAUUACAAAUACCAAGCAUCAGUAUCAAAGUACGCAUAAUAUCUCAGAAACUGAUAGCUUUUCUGCUGUGUCUCCGUUGGAUGGUUCUUUGCCAUUCGACUUGACGACGAAUGAUGGAGAUACUAUCCAAAAUGAUGUACCUAAAAGAUCAGACAGUAGUAUAAAGUGGUUAGUUAUGCCAUGGCAAGUAUUGGUUAAAUCAGAUCAAGGAAUACUCGCCCAAUUGGAAAAUGGCUUGUGCAAUUCCAUCGAUGUCAAUAAAAAAAUUACCAAUUGCCAAUUUAUUACAAACGUUAUUUUACAAGAUUUUGCAGCUGAAAUUUUCCUACACAGACCAACAACUGUUCAUGUUCUAUUAAAUCUUCUAGAUUCUUAUAAAGAGGAAUGUACUCAAGAGUCACAAAAUUUAAUUAUAGCAAUAUUAAAAACUCUGUACAAACUAACUCGCGCCCUUAGAUUUAGAAUAAAUUAUUACUGUGAUCCAAGCAUAGCACAUAAACCUCAGAAGGUUUUAUUGAGAAAUUUUCAAGAUGAAGAUGACGAAUCUGACCAAAGAAUGAACGAAGAUCAAGAGUAUCUUGAUCAAAACUACCAUCCAAGCCAAAUACCAGAAAGAGAAUGUACUCGAAGUCCUAACUUGAUGGUAGAUUUUGAAGAAGAAUCUGUGCUACAGUUGCAACAAAUGUUUAUUCCAAAUUAUUGUACAGAAACUCUCAUAAACAUACUCAAGUUGGUAAAUAUCCCCAGUGAAUCGGAUCGUCCAUUAAAGAUAAUAAGAUAUAUUGCAGAUUUAGUGUAUGAACUAGAUCAGUUACUUAUAGUCAGUGUCAUGCCAACAGUAUGGUUUUGUAAUGAUAACAUUGCUUUGAACAUUCAAGAUAGUAUUAAAAUAGUGUUUGAACUACUAAGUGAAAUUUUAGAUUAUUUUGGUCAAUUCCCUCAUGUGGACUAUCACAGAGUAACUUACAUAUAUUUUUUAUGGCUAUCAGUCAAGCUAAUUGGCAAUAUUGUUCCAUUAGAAGUAGCUGAUCAAGUAAUACCAAAUAAAAUGAAACUGUCCAUGAGUACUGCACUCAUGGAUGCUCCCAUUUAUUUGAUGUAUAAGCCAUUGCACGUAACUUUGCAACAAUAUGCUAGGAGAUUUCGUGGUUCUAAAGAGUCUGCUUUAGUGAAGUUGUUGGAUGAAACGCGGUUGAUUACAAAAUCGAUGAAAUCUGCAAUAUCUUUGAUGAAAGCUUUUAAGGAGCAAACUUACUCGGAAGAAUUGAAAGUAGUUUACUCAUCAAAACUUAGUUUGGUGUAUCACAAAAAUUUUAAAUUGAUAAGGAAGUUUAUGAUUUUGGCGCAAAAUAAGAUUGGUUACAAAUUAAGUUCAGAAGACAAAGAAAUAACAACAAAAAUGUUGCUUGCACUUCUUGCUCAUAGUGACGGUGAUGUUCAAGAAGUGACGUAUUACGAGUGCCACUGUUUGGUCUCUGCAAUUUUUACAGAUUUAAAUGCUAGAUAUAGUUGGAAAAAUUUAAUAUUUUUAUUGGAGUCCGCUGUAUUGACAGAAAUAAUUUGUUACGGAGUGACGCAUGAAAAUGAAAAGAUUCAAAAAAUGGCGGAAGAAAUUUUGCUAUUUUUGUUAAAAGGAAAAGUCGAAUUAACUGAAUCUGGAUGGUUAAAGUUCUUAGAAGCACUGGUUCCUGUCCUUCCACUUAUACAAUGUCUAGCGAAUCCAGCAUCUCCACUAGGAAAAUUCAUAAUAAAAAUGCUAGAUCCCGACAUGUCUUCUACAUUAAAACUUCCGUUUAUAGAGGUUCUGAGAGGAAACAUCAGAUUAUUGUUUUCUCAAAUUUCCGACGCGAGAGAAGAAGCGAUUUGCAGAAUAUUUUGGCUUCUCGGGCAAGAAAAAGAUUCAGCUUCAAAGUUACCACGUCUUUCUACACUACAUGGUCUUCCUCUUAGUUCGAUUUUUGCCAUCGACAAGCAAGUGUCUUUCAAACGAUCUGAAGGACAUUAUCCGAAAAGUAAUCUUGUUUCGACGCUUGAAAUGUUGAGAACGUCAAACAUAGAACCAAAAGUAAGAAAGUCAGCAUUGGUGCAAAUUAGCGUGUUGGUAACAGACCAAUCGUUGCACAAGGUAUUCAUUACGGAAAAUGGCUUAAAAAUUAUAUUGGAUAUUUUUUCAAAAGCUCUGAUCGAGAGAGAGUUUUCUGACUAUCCAGACUCAGUGAUACCGAUAAUAACAAUCUUAAAACAUCUCGUAUCUUCCGAAAACUCUGUGAGAAUCGAACUAUCCAAUCGAAUAGACGUUUAUAACAAUAUUUUGAGAAGCCUAUUUUUAUUUUCUAACAACGAGUGCAUCAAAAAUGACGCUACGCACCUUUUGGCACUGCUUCUUUAUAGCGGAUACAUAAUGAGACUUACAGAACGAACUCCCAAUAACCCAUACAAUAUAUCUUUGCCGCACAUAAUUACGAUCUACAUGCGACUUCCAUUUACAUGUAAGGCCCAUUGGAAAACUAGUGUUCACAGAAGAUCAGACAUCUCAAUUUCGCAUAGGAGCAACGUGAUUGCUUCAACGUUUCUCAGACAGUACUGGGCUUGGCAAUGGAAUGACGGUGAGAAGAUACUGUGGAAAAAAUGGGAAGACAUCAAUGAUCCAAUGAUUAUGCAAAACUUAAUGCUCAGAGAGACCGAGCUUGCAUGUUUGAGCUUCACUUCGUUACAUUUUUAUUCGCAGCGUCAAUUGUUUAGCAUUCAAAAUUCCAUCACUCACAAGGGGGUGUUUUGUGCAAUAGAUUAUCUUACAAUGUAUUUAAAAUUGUGCCAUUUGAUUAAUUACGAGAACUUUGAAAACGUGGUAAGGCUUCCAUGGGAAAACACUUUCGAGCGCUUCCUGCAAGCUCAUCCAAACAACAAAGACGAUUACGAAUUGUUCGACAGCGUUCUCAAUUUCCUUCAUUUGUACUUAAAAACAACAAAUAGUGACGAAGCAACGUGGGUUUUCAAAGCUGUUAAAAAAAUGAUGAAAUCGUUUGACGAUUGGAUUCAGAGCUCGGGACCCAAUAGCGGAAACGUUCAUCAGUCGAUGCUCAAGCUGACACGUGCUUGUUCGCUGAUCGACACGGAGGAAAACGAGGAAUCGCAAAGGGCGUGGAUUAGUUUCGUCCAGCUCACGGUGUCUCACGUAUUCAGUGACGAAUUUUAUAAUCUAGCUUUUUUGGAAUGGGUAUUGUCCACGUUGACGUACGUGAUUGUUAAAUGCCAAUGGAAGAAUAACGAAGAGCUGCUCAUGUCCGUCGGUACAGCUCUCAUUCAGCUGGUGGUGUCCUUCUCCAGAGAAGGCAGUUUUAGUUUCAAGGGGCUGACCAACGUCAGGAAUUGCAUGAUCAGCUUGAAUCACGUACUCUACCAAAUGCAAAAUAGCUUGACUAAAAACCACUGGAUAAAAUUCUGGUACGGCACGGAUACGCGAGACGACCGGCGAAUGGCUUCCCUCACCUGGCUGCCUCUGAUAUGGCGCAGCCGCGAUCCUCUGAUCCGAGCUUCGGCGCUCCAGCUCCUCGCCAGCUUGAUCAACGGCCCGCACACAGCCUUGCAACUGCUCAACGCCAUAGAUUCAACGCCAGAAGCUCUGUGCUACGAGCUGCUUUACUUCGUCACGUGUCGGGACGAGGCGUGUAUCGUGAAGGAGUACGCUUGCCUCGCGAUGAGCCACCUCAUCAAGAACUCCUCGACGGUCGCGUUCCAAUACCUUGACGGAUUAAAUCCCAGUGCAAUGUUGUCUUAUGUGAAGGAGACCAACGUGUACCAAGAGAUCGCGGCAAUGUGCGCCAACUGUUACAUGCUGGCGACUUUGGAUGUUGAUGUAUCCGAAAGCUCGGAAAACGGCGGCACGCAGACGCAAUCUCUAGCCAGCAGUCGCACAGCUACUAGCGUUUCUACGGUGCCAAAGACCAUUUAUUAUUUGUACAAUAGUCCCGAGGAUAUUCAAGGACAUUCCGAAAAUAUCGAUGACGAUCAAAUGGAAUUUAUAACUACCCCUUCGAUGAUCACGUCGUUGUGCUCAAUGCUCAAUUAUUUAAUCGACAUUGGUAGACAAGAAGUUAUACGUGAAAUUUUUGAAAACUCGGUUCACAAACAUCUUAUGGGGUGCUUUGGAGAGAUACCGAAAAGUAUAAGCGGCAAGUGUCAUUUGGAGCACUACAGCAACGUGUUGGAAAUGUACACGAAACUCUGCACUGUACUCACGGAUUGCAUCAUUAACAGUCUCGAGUUUGCAUCGAUAGUCACCUUUUCUCCGGAAUUCAUUCGCCACUUGUUCGAUUUAUUGAACGAAGAUCUGUACUUUACAGACAGUCCGACAUUAGUUUAUUUGCGCAAUCAGUUGGGCACCGAAAUCUUAAAGUUCUUAGUUUCUCUGACUUUGACCGAAAAUCAGCACUCUGAUGCAGUCCAGAUCGCUCUAAGUACUUGCAACAUUGAAGUUUUUGCGAAUAUGCUGUAUCACAUGAUAAAGAACAACAAGGGCGAGCUCGGAAUGAGCGCGAUCGGUUUUCUGACAUUUUUACUGUCUAUCGAGAUGCAAAAGCAGCUGGAUGAUGACAAAUCUGGUUUCUUAAGGGACGCACUAGAUACGAAAUUUCCGUCCGCAAAAUCGACUGGGUGCUGGAACAGCGAACUGCAAGCCCCUCAGACAGCCAACAAGGAGCCAAAAGCGUCGCCGCCCAGGAGAGUUGGCAAAAAUAAAAAUCCGACCAGCAAUCGUGAAUUGCACAUUGGGGCUGAAAUUUGCAAGGAGCUCAUGGUUCUGUACGUGGCGCUCAAUCACACGAAACUGAUCAAGAAGACCGCGCUGUUAAAGGACAAAAAUGUGGUUACCUUGGCACUUUCGAAUCUAUUAAGUGUCUCCGUGGAGGCCAAGAAGCUGGCGAUCGAAGAAAAUUUUCCCGCUACCUGUUUCAUGGUCUUGAAGGAAAUUUACGUCAAGCUGAAUUCCAUUCCGAUUCAAACGUACAAAACGCAAAUCGAGCAGAAAAAGGUUAAUCCUUUGAUAAUGGAGGUCGAUUCAUUGUACGUGAUGUUAAUGAACUUCAUGUACGAUAGCAAAGAGGCCAAAGAAAUUUUUGCCAAGGCCGGUUUGGCUGACGUCGUUCACAAAUUAUGGGCCUAUACGUCGAUGAACAGACAAACACUCGUCACCAGCUUGAAGCUGCUUUCUAAUUUCACCUCGGAUUGCUUGGAAGCUUCACAGUCAUUGCCUCUGACGACGGUAACGCCGGGCGUAGGAUUGAGAAAAACCCCGAAUUCCAUAUCGUUGGUUCACGUCAUUGUACAAAUGGUCAUUAAAGAAAUCGACUCGAUCGGGCGUAAUUUUAAUUCUCAAAAGCUAAGCCUGGCUCUGCAGGUAUUAAGGAAUGCAAUCCACAAUCACGACUGUCGCGUCGUCAUAUCGAAGAGCAAUCUCUUGCAAUUUUUCACAAAGAUUCAUCCUUCCACGACCAAGAGAACAAAACUCUGGCAAGUGGUGGAGCUCCAUUGCCUCGAAUUUUUAAUAGACUUUACGUUUUACGAGGAAGGUCAAAUGAGCGUCUCCAAGGCUGUAGAUAGUUUGGAAGUACUCAUCACGUUAGCACGGACAUCGUCUGGUCCCAUAAAACAAUUAGCCAUGGCAACCCUUCGAAAUUUAGCCUAUCAUCAAUCCAAUCGUGCGCGUCUGCUGGGUUCCGCUGAAUUCCUCGAUCUGUUGCUGGUCUCGCUGGAAGAAGGCUCGAGAACGGAGAUCGAGUCGGCGUGCUCGACGCUCUGGCCGCUGAUCGGUAACAACCAGAAGGGCAAGUUGAUAGCUCGAAGCGCGGGCUUUGCCAAGUGCAUACAGACGGCCAUCAGUAGGCUAAGGUUGCAGCUGUCGGUGCCGGAUUCGGGAGCUGGAGAGCAAGAGCGGGAUCUCAUUCAGAUACUCGAGUACGUGCUGGAGAUUAUGGAACCGCAGUAAGAGACUGGAGAGACGCGUUUUUUUUUUGUUUUUUUUUUUUUUACCAGCAGUGACGUGUAAGACGAACGGUUUGGGUGCGUUACAAAUGCACACAUACGCGAUCGAAUUUUCCUUUUGGUGCUCUUGGUACCAAUUAACUUGUAAAUAUAUUAUAUGUAUUUUUGUACAUUAACAAACGAUUUUAGACUGAUUUGUCCUCGUUGAUUAAAUUAUUGAUCUACGCAUGGUGUGUGCAGUGACAGCCGAGUGAAGUGUUUUACAACCAUACGUUGUGUUUUUUUAGAGAAUAUCGAUAUAUAUCU